CGCAGGGGCUGAGCGCCGCCGGGCGCGGGGCGGUGCCGCUGCCGCUGCCCUCCGGGAGCCGUCGGGCGCCGCGGGCGCACGGCGGGGCUCAGCGCCGCGCCGCCACUCUCUCCCUGCCGGCUGCGGCAGCGCCCUGUGAUACCCAUCACUGCGCCUUCUCGUCCUCCUCCUCUUUUUUUGUUUUUUUUCCUUCCCCCUUUCCUCCCCCCUCCCCCUUCACAUUUUUGUUUUACAGCGCGCUGAGAGUAGCCUCUCUGCCAUUUACUUGAUUUGCAGGUUUGUUGUAUCUAUUUGGGGGCUUUUUUCGUCCUCCUUUUUUGCUGUCCGGCUCAUUUCACUCCCGAAUUUUUAUCUAAUUGUAGCAACUUGCUUUUUCUCUCUUUUUUUUUUCUUAUUAUUAUUGCUGGUGGUUUUUUUCACUAGCGCCUGCCGUGCGUUUUCCGAUUGCGAGCCGCCCUCGCAGCCGGGUUUUUAAGAGCAUUUUGUCUGCAGAUCUCCCCUUUGUUUGCACAGAUCCCGUUUUUAUUUUUUGAUUUUUUUUUUCUUGUUGUCGUUCGUUAAGUCCCUUUUUUUUUUUUUUUUUUUUUUUUUUUGGUUGGGGGGGCGCUGUAUUUAAACACUUAAAAUGCACUGCUAUCUCCUGAGCGUGCUCCUCACCGUGGAUCUGGCCACCGUGGCUCUCAGCCUGUCUACCUGCAGCACCCUCGACAUGGAUCAGUUUAUGCGCAAGAGGAUCGAGGCAAUCCGGGGGCAGAUCUUGAGCAAACUGAAGCUCACCAGCCCCCCGGACGAGUACCCCGAGCCGGAGGAGGUGCCCCCGGAGGUCAUCUCCAUCUACAACAGCACCAGGGACCUGCUGCAGGAAAAAGCCAACCACCGAGCUGCCACUUGCGAGAGGGAGAGGAGCGACGAGGAGUAUUAUGCCAAAGAAGUUUACAAAAUAGACAUGCAGCCUUUUCACCCCGAAAACGCCAUCCCGCCGAGCUAUUACAGCCUUUACUUCCGAAUCGUCAGGUUCGACGUCUCGGCCAUGGAGAAGAAUGCCUCUAACCUGGUGAAGGCUGAGUUCAGGGUCUUCCGCCUGCAGAACACCAAGGCCCGCGUCUCGGAGCAGCGGAUAGAGCUGUACCAGGUUUUAAAAUCUAAAGAAUUAUCAUCACCAGGACAGCGCUAUAUCGACAGCAAAGUAGUUAAAACAAGAGCUGAAGGAGAAUGGUUGUCUUUUGAUGUCACUGAGGCUGUACAUGAAUGGCUCCAUCACAGAGACAGGAAUCUUGGAUUUAAGAUAAGCUUACAUUGUCCAUGCUGUACCUUUGUGCCUUCCAAUAAUUACAUCAUCCCAAAUAAAAGUGAGGAGCUUGAAGCAAGAUUUGCAGGUAUUGAUGACUACACAUAUUCCAGUGGUGAUGUGAAAACUUUAAAGUCCAAUAGGAAAAAAUACAGUGGGAAGACCCCACAUCUUCUGCUAAUGUUGUUACCCUCCUACAGACUUGAGUCGCAACAGCCCAGUCGGCGGAAGAAGCGUGCUCUAGAUGCUGCCUAUUGUUUUAGGAAUGUGCAGGAUAAUUGCUGUCUGCGUCCACUUUAUAUUGACUUCAAGAGGGAUCUUGGCUGGAAAUGGAUUCAUGAACCUAAAGGAUACCAUGCUAAUUUCUGUGCAGGAGCCUGCCCAUAUUUAUGGAGCUCAGAUACUCAGCAUAGCAGAGUACUCAGCUUAUAUAACACCAUAAAUCCAGAAGCUUCAGCCUCUCCAUGCUGUGUGUCCCAGGAUUUGGAACCCCUCACCAUCCUCUACUACAUUGGAAAAACACCGAAAAUCGAACAGCUUUCCAACAUGAUUGUCAAGUCUUGCAAGUGCAGCUAAAGGAUAUCCCUGAAACAGCAUGACAUGUGUUUAUAAAAAAUAAAGACACCCCAAGGAAAAAAAAGAAAGAAAGAGUGAGAAGGAAAGAAAGAAAAAUAAAAACCCGGGUUCAUCAGUGUUAGAAGAAAAAAAAGUGGUACUAGUCUGAACUGUUGGAAAGUUUGUUUUGUUUUUUUUUUCAAACUGGCAUCUGAAGCAAAACAUUGAAGGCUUUUUCCUACAUUUCACCUACACAUAGUGUGAGAUAGACAAGAAGCAAAGUUAAAGAAAAAAAGAAACCUUUUAAAAAAUAAACACUGGAAGAAAUUUGUUAGUGUUACUAUGUGAAAGGAAAAAAACAGGAAAAUCCCAUGAAGUGGAGUUGCUGUAUCUGUCCCGUGCCUUACUUGAUCUCUCUAUAUUGUUACACAAUAGGCAUCCUACCCACUCCUCUUAGCUAUAGAGUUAACAGUGUAUUAUUUAUUUGUGUAUAAAAACUAUCAAAUGAACAUUUCUGUAUCACCAUUGGGAAAACGAAAACCAGCCAGUGUGGACAAGGUGGAGACCAAAUAAACUGCCAGAAAUACAUAUAAAGCCUAAAGGAACACAAGCUCAAAAGAAUCAGAAAAGUAAUGGUUACUUUAGUUUGAUUAAAAUAGAAAUCAGUUAUUACAUUACUGACAAACUCUGCCUUUAAAAUACCUUAUUUUUCAUGCCAGCUGCCUAGAGAGACUUCCUGUAAGGUCUCAAACCCUUGUUUUAAAUACUGAAUAAUUUACUAAUAAAGGACACUCUGUUUCAGUCUAAAAGACAAGUCUAUAAGAUUUUUUUUUUUACUGUAAAUGAUUUAAAAUGUCAGUUUAGUAAACCAGUGAAAUAUUUAACAUGUACUGGUCUAAUCUUCAGACCUUAAUAUGUUGCUGUAUAGCUAUGCUAUGGGAAUUUUUUUUGUUCUUUUGGUAUAUGUAACCAUACCUAGAGUAUUACAAUAGGUGGGUAGUAAAAGCCAGCUUAAUUGGAAACAUAUCUGUAGAUCUCUAUUUGUAAACUAUUAAAAAAUUAUGUACUUUAAGUGUAAUGUGUAAAUUUUCACAAUAUUUUUGUACUCUGUAAUACUGUCAGCUCUCAUGACUUCGAAUUUUAAUUUGGGGCUCUUUUUGAUCACUCAGAAUCAUGUGUUUCCCUCUAGCUGGCCAGUAUGAGUAGAGUCCCUGUAUUUUGACUUGCACUACAAAUACAUGUUUUAUAAUAAUUGCUAUACAUGUGCUUUGUAUAUUGUUCAUCAUUAUGACAUAAGCUACCUGACUCCCUUUGUUUUUCUGUUUUAUAAAAAAGGAUGGAUUAAAGCAAUCUCCCCCCCCCGCUCUUCCCCUCCUCCUCCAGCUGUCCCCGUUCAUAACACUUGCAUCGCGAUACGGUUCAGAUUUCUGGACCCUCCCCAUUUUCUUUCGGCUGUAGACAUUCAAACAGGUGGGCAGGGUGUGGAGAGAAGAGGGGUCCCAGCCUGGCUGAGACGAGGCAAACCCUUGCAGAGAAUGACAUCCACCACUGUGCAGGAGGCUGUAAGGAGCAGCUGCAGUGGCAAUGCCCUGCGCAUGGUGGGAGUGGGAGCAGAACACACCCGGAUGCAUCAUCCUGGCAUGAGGGAACUCAGUCCUGCAGCUCCUCUGUGGGGCUGCUGCUGCUGCAGGUAACAGAGGCUUGCCUUUGACUUCUGCAGUGGCACUGGAGGGCCCUUUAGGCUGUUGGGGUGUGUGUAAGGAUCAAACCCUUGAUUUUUGCAAGUUUACCAAUUUUUUUUUCUCAAUUGAGUUGAUGCUAAAGCUUCUUUUGAAAAAAUGAGAAAAGAACAUGGGGAUUCCUAGGGUUUUGUUGUUUUCACAUUGUAGAGGGAGUAAAAAGAAAAAAAAAAACACAUUGCAUACUUCGUUUUUAAAAAACUCCCCAAUCUUAAUAGGAAUAAAAAGAAUACUGAAGAAGGUACAAUCAUUUCAUUUCAUGUGAUGGAUGCUUCUGCAGAGCAAAGCUGGAAACCUGCAGUGCAAACAUUCUACUUGGAUGAGAGGGACAUUUUCUGCCACUGUCCUGAGAGUGUUGAGAGGACACUCCUGAGCUUGAUGUUGUCAGUUCCAGUUUUAAGAAGUGCAGUUUCUUUGGCUUCAGCAGAACACUGGUGCAAAACUGAGGUGCCAUGGUGGCUUGCACAGGCAGCUCCUCAGGACUUCUGUGGAGCCUGUGUUUAUUGCCUAGAUGGGAACAUAGCCCCAGAGAUUAUCUAAUCCCACCCACUGACUCAGGAGGAGAAGGUGUGUUAGACUUCUGAUUUAUUUAGUGAGCUGAGGUGAACAGGUGAAGAAUCUGUCCUGCUAACACUUGCUUGAGCCAGACUAACUCUAGUGAGAGGAUGCACUGAACUCAAUGAAACUCCUCAGGGUAAUACAUACUCUGGAUUUUGCUGUAUAACAACAGCAAAAUUAGUUUUAUCAGGUUCAGUAUGAGAACUAUUUUUGUUGGAUAGGAGAGAAGACAAGGGUGAGCACAUUUUACAAAACUUAAAAAUGUUUUUGCAGUUCUCUAAUACAGGAAUGCAGCUUUCAAACCAGUUUUGAAGAAGUGGGAUGGGAGAUAGCUAGUUGUCCAACUAUACUCACUGUGUGCUGGAUGCAGCUGAAAAUUUGAACUUGGAUUUGAAGCAUAGAACGCUAUUUCUGUAAGUCAUUGCCCCAAAAUUGAUUUUUUAAAAAAUUUCUAGUGUUCAUCAAAAUGCACUGAUAAUAUUUGAAAUUCUCUAUUUUAAAGCUCCUACAAUUUAUUUUUUCUUGUUCAGUAGGCAUGUAUUUCCCUUUAAUUAUCAAAGAUGCUAGGCCUGAUCCUACAAUAUGCAGAACUCAUGGGUGAAAUUCCCCUCUGCAGAGUGGGGUAACAUGAGUCCUUAGCGCCUCUCAGGUCUGAUGUAAAUACCCCUCAGAUGAUCUUCAGAUGGGUCUGCAACAGCUCAAGGACUUUAUGCUACAGGGCCUUAUUUUGCCAAGGUGAUUGCCACUGCCUGAGCAAAGUCCCUGAGAACUGAUGGGAAAUGUUUAGCGUCUGGAAAGAUGAGACACAAGGGGCUGCCUGGGGCUGAGGGGGAAUCAUAGCACUUAGCUGGGUGGUGUAGGACCGCACUUCUGAUGUGUUUAGCAUCAAUACAACUGUAUGGUUGGCAUGGUUUAAAGGCAAAAAAAGAAGGAACUUAAAGGACAGCUGUGUUGUACUUUGGUGAUUGAUUACUCUGUACUUUAACACAUUGUAUGUCUUUUUUUGUGGUGCUCUAGUGGUAAAUAAAUUAUUUCAAUUAUA
Molecule: messenger RNA, 5182 nt
Organism: Motacilla alba alba
Lineage: Eukaryota; Metazoa; Chordata; Aves; Passeriformes; Motacillidae
Gene: TGFB2
Product: transforming growth factor beta 2
Exons: 7
Coding region: 626-1864 (412 amino acids)
Biological process (GO): BMP signaling pathway; regulation of cell population proliferation; SMAD protein signal transduction
Cellular component (GO): extracellular region
Molecular function (GO): cytokine activity; growth factor activity; type III transforming growth factor beta receptor binding
Source: RefSeq, a predicted model, not a curated record